CUAACGGGUGGCAACGCGUUUCAAAAACAAAAAAAAAACAAAAUUUGUCUCUUGCAGGCGAGAAGAAUAGUAUUACAAGACCAAACAGAAAUCAUAAGCCACUAGAACCGCAAGAGAGAUAGAGCAAUGGCGCAACCACAAAAACCGGCCUACGAAAACAAAAAUGUAUAUGCAACACUGCCGCGCACUGGACGUGGUCAACCCAUUGUUUUGGGCGCGGAUCCCAAGGGCAAGAAUUUCCUCUAUGCCAACGGAAAUUCGGUGAUAAUCCGGAAUAUUGAGAAUCCAGCGAUUGCCGAUGUCUACACGGAACACUCGUGUGCAGUGAAUGUGGCCAAGUAUUCACCCAGCGGCUUUUACAUUGCAUCCGGCGAUGCCUCUGGCAAGAUUCGCAUUUGGGAUACAGUAAACAAGGAGCAUUUGCUGAAGAAUGAGUUCCAGCCAAUUGGUGGACCCAUUAAGGACAUUAGCUGGUCACCAGAUAAUCAGCGAAUUGUUGUCGUCGGCGAGGGUCGAGAACGUUUUGGCCAUGUCUUUAUGUCCGAAACGGGCACAUCGGUGGGUGAAAUUAGUGGCCAAUCAAAGCCCAUUAAUUCGGCGGACUUCCGGCCAGCCAGACCGUUCCGCAUUGUGACUGGCAGUGAGGACAACACCAUUGGCGUCUUUGAGGGACCGCCGUUCAAGUUCAAAAUGACCAAACAGGAGCACUCGCGCUAUGUGCAAGCCGUGCGUUAUUCACCCGAUGGAAAAUACUUUGCCUCAGCUGGCUUUGACGGCAAGGUGUUUCUGUAUGAUGGCACCAGUUCCGAUCUGGUGGGUGAAUUCGGUUCUCCAGCGCACAAGGGAGGCGUCUAUGCGGUCGCAUGGAAACCAGAUAGCACUCAGCUCUUAACCUGCUCGGGUGACAAGACCUGCCGCCUUUGGCAGGUGGAAUCACGAGAGCUGAUUACCGAGUUUGUUAUGGGCACCAGCUUGGACGAUCAGCAGGUGUCGUGCCUGUGGCAAGGAGAGCAUCUAAUUACCGUCUCGCUAUCCGGCGUGAUUACCUACUUAAAUGUGGAGGAUCCCAGCAAACCAUUGCGUGUGGUCAAGGGACACAACAAGCCCAUUACGGUUCUGGCUUUGAGCGACGAUCGCAGCACUAUCUACACCGGCAGCCACGACGGCGUUGUGACCAACUGGAAUUCCGGAAAUGGUGUCAAUGACCGCAUCACUGGCACUGGCCAUGGCAACCAGAUAAACGGCAUUGCCGCCUGGGAUGAGUUCGUCUACACGUGCGGCAUUGACGACAGUCUGCGCCAAUUCAGUGUCGAGGGCAACAACUACACGGAUUACGUUGUCAAGCUCAAUUGCCAGCCACGUGGUCUGGCCAUUGUGCGCAAUGAGAACAUCAUUGCUUUGGCCUGCAUUAAGGAACUCACAUUGGUGCAGGACCAGAAGAAAGUGUUCUCGUUGCCCAUUAAAUACGAGGCCAGCUCCAUUGCUACCAAUUCGGAUACUUUGGAUGUCGCUGUUGGCGGUGAUGAUCAGAAGCUGCGCAUUUAUUCGCUCCAAGGCAACACUCUGGAGCUGAAGAUGGAACUGGAUCAUUUGGGCGCUGUCACCGAUGUCGCAUAUUCCCCAGAUCAAAAGUAUUUGGUUGCCUGCGAUGCACAUCGCAAGGUGGUGCUCUACUCAGUGGAGGAAUACAAGCCGGCUCACAACAAGGAAUGGGGCUUCCAUAAUGCGCGUGUCAACACUGUGGCCUGGUCUCCCAAUUCGCUGUUGGUUGCCAGCGGAUCUCUAGAUACCACCAUUAUUAUAUGGUCUGUGACCAAUCCAGCCAAGCACACCAUCAUCAAGAAUGCCCAUCCACAGUCGCAAAUUACACGCCUCGUGUGGCUGGAUAAUAAUACUGUGAUCUCCACUGGUCAGGAUUGCAAUACCAAAGUGUGGCACGUGGAAACUAUUUAAAGCCAAAUGAGAAAGUAACAUCGCAAGCCAGCGCCUAUUUUUAUACUUAAUCAGAUAGAAAAGAUAGAGAGAGACGGAUACAUAUAUACAGAUACAGAUUGAGAUCCAGAUACCCACAGAUCCGGUUAAAUCCCACAUAUAUAACUGUCAUGCUGCUAUUAUCGAUCGAUUCAGCAUCAGCAUCAUUUCAUUUUUAAGUGCAAAAGUUUAUUUACAUUUAGCUAUUUAUAAUACGCACUCAUAAUAUCCUUUUAGUUUAAGCUCAAAAGUGUUUUGCUAAUCAUAUCAUGGAUAAAGCUAUUCUUUUUU
Molecule: messenger RNA, 2262 nt
Organism: Drosophila innubila
Lineage: Eukaryota; Metazoa; Arthropoda; Insecta; Diptera; Drosophilidae
Gene: flr
Product: actin-interacting protein 1
Exons: 7
Coding region: 127-1953 (608 amino acids)
Biological process (GO): positive regulation of actin filament depolymerization; actin filament depolymerization; sarcomere organization
Cellular component (GO): cortical actin cytoskeleton
Molecular function (GO): actin filament binding
Source: RefSeq, a predicted model, not a curated record